GAGGAAAAAGUAGACUCUCUUCUGUUUAUGAAUAACUACUUGAGUUCUCCAACUCAGCAACAGGGACACCAACUAUUAGUUAUUAUCAUGUAGCAACAGAAAAUGUCCACUUAACUAUAUCUUUUUGUAUUCAAUCAGCUGUUUCCGGAAAAAUCAAUGUAGUUGUAAUCAGAUUCCAUGUCUUCGGCCUAGAAUGUUUACCUGAAGCAAGUAGCCAUGUGCCCUCUUUCCAUUUGAUCAAUUAUUUAAUAAAAGUUCAUGAGAAAUUAACAUAGAAAAAGGCUUAUUUCAGAAGCAAAAGAGUAGCAGUGGGCAGAGUUUUUCAACUUUUCAAGAGGUUGAAGAAGACAAGAUAUGGGUUCUGGAAUUAGUCCUCUAAUCUUCCUUCUGUAUUCAGUUUUGGGGCUUAAGUGUCUCCUAACAACUGAAGGGCAUCAAAAGAAUUUUGAGGAAUUUGUACCUGGCAUGAAACAUGAUGGUGACUGGAACAACCAUCUUCGACUACGACCCAGUGAUGAUGGAAAUUCUGGCAACACAUUGCAUGAUCAUUCAUCGUUAUCCCACAUGGACCCUGAACUCAAUGUGUUCUUCCAUCACAAUGACCUCAAAGUUGGGAACAAGAUGCCGAUUUACUUCCCCACAAAAGACCCUUCAGCCACUCCCCAUCUACUGUCAAGACAGGAAUCAGAUGUCAUUCCUUUCUCUUCAUCCCAACUCCCUUACAUACUUGAACUUUUCUCCUUCCCUGAGGGCUCCAAACAGGCCAAAGCCAUGAAAACCACACUUGAACACUGCGAAUUCCCACCGAUCAAAGGCGAAACCAAGUUCUGCGCCACGUCUCUGGAAUCCAUGCUCGAUUCUGUUCGUCAGAUCUUUGGUUUGAAUUCCAAAGUCAGAGUUCUGACCACGAAUUACCUUUCUGAUACAAUAUCCCUUCUGCAGAACUACACAAUAUCUGAACCUCCAACUGAAAUUUUUGCUAAGAAGAUAGUGGCUUGCCACACACUGCCUUAUCCUUAUGCGGUUUUUUACUGUCAUGGCCAAGUUAGUGACAAUAAGCUUUACAAGGUUUUGCUGGCUGGAGAGGAUGGUGGCAGAGUGGAAGCUGCCGCCAUUUGCCACAUGGACACCUCACAUUGGGAUCCUAAUCAUGUUUCAUUUCACGUUCUGAAGACGGUACCUGGUGCUUCUCCUGUUUGCCAUUUCUUCCCAACAGAUAACCUUGUUUGGAUCCUAUCCUGAACGCAGUUCAGAUAGUGAAGUUCCUAGGUGGUUGUUAGCUUUACAAGAAUAGUUGAAACAUGAUGUGUGUGACUAUGUACCAAUGAAUUGCUAGUGAUGCAUUAAUGUUGUAAUCUUGAACAUGGGUGGGUGGAUUUGUAAUAACAGUAGAUACUAUGCUGGGAACUUCUAAUGUUCAAUUGUUUUCUCU
Messenger RNA from Sesamum indicum (sesame), 1432 nucleotides. RefSeq names its product BURP domain-containing protein BNM2A. NCBI's taxonomy places the organism in Eukaryota, Viridiplantae, Streptophyta, Magnoliopsida, Lamiales, Pedaliaceae. The record is from RefSeq and is a predicted model, not a curated record.